Camelina sativa (false flax) is the source of this 726-nucleotide messenger RNA. RefSeq names its product putative thionin-2.4. Gene Ontology annotation, biological process: defense response. The record is from RefSeq and is a predicted model, not a curated record. Lineage: Eukaryota; Viridiplantae; Streptophyta; Magnoliopsida; Brassicales; Brassicaceae.
UCACCAUUUCAUCAAUACAAGCUUAUAACUCUCCACUUACAUUUUGCAAUCAAACAGCUAAUCAGUCGAAAGAUGGAAGGCAAAACUUUGAUUCUAAGUGUGCUCAUAUUGAGUCUGUUCAUGGCACAAAUUCAAGUUGAUGCAAAGAGCUGCUGUCCCACAACCACUGCUAGGAAUAUCUAUAAUGUUUGCCGCUUGACGGGAUCUCCUAGGGAAAGAUGUGCAAGCCUCAGCGGCUGCAAAAUCGUUAGUGGUUCAUGUCCCAACGGAUACAACAAGGACAUUCUCGAGAACACAAAUGAUGCUGUGAGUGAAUACUGCAACGUUGGUUGUGUAUCUUCUGUGUGCGGUGCUUUAACCACUCUCCAGAACUCUGAUGCAAGUGAAAUCGUGAAUGGAGCGGUCAACAAAUGUGUCAGCGCAUGCUCUACCGUCUGCACCAAGAGCUCGAUGAAUGCAGUUGAAACUGCCUAGAAUACCAUACUCAUCCAUGAAUAUACCAUGUACAUCUCGGUGAAGGGGUGUUCAUCUUUCGCAGUGUUGUUUUCAUGUUUUCAAUAAUUGUCCUUUAUGUGACAAAAAUGUUAGGACUCUCGUUCUUGCGUUUUAAUUAUAAAGUUGUUUCAAGUUUGUGUAUGUGCGUAAAAGGUUGUCAAUCUCUAGAUUGUAUGUGCCUUUUAUUCUCUAUCUUUUAAAUAAAUAAUAUGUGUGUCUUCAUAAAUUUGA